AUCUCCGUGUGAUGCUUGAAGUGAUGGCCUUGCCGACACAGCUAGCCUACACUAUUUGAUUCACCCCCCACAGCGCUGGUCCCCCGCACCGCGCUAGGUAUCGCAUCUCCAAAUGUGCAGCGACACUAGCGGGCCAAUUCCGCAGACCCGUCUUUUAACGACUGCUACUUUGACGACACCGCGCUAACGCCCCACUUUACUGCGUGCAGCAUGCGGUAACUACGUCGGAUCGUGCAUCCAGUGAUGCGGCGCGCAUUCCCGCUGAGACAGGCGUUUAGAAUGUGGUUAGGCCUUGAUUCUUGAGUGAACCACGUUGGAUCGCGAAGCGAGGACGAGUGUCGGUAUAAGUGUGGCUGCCUCCUCUACAGCUUGUCCUCCCAGAAUUCAUCUUUGCAGUCGACAGUUCGGGCAGUCAGCAACAUGUCGAUUCCUAUCUACGUCGCUGGUGCUGUUGUUGUCGGUAUAUUCCUGUACAGGUUUAUGUAUGGGACCGACACACCACACAUCAAAGGUCUGCCUGAAGUGCCUGGCCUACCUGUGUUCGGUAGCUUGUACGAGCUUGGGACGAACCACGCAAAAGUAGCACAAGGAUGGGCAAAGAAGUACGGGCCAGUGUUCCAGGUUCGAAUGGGCAAUAAGAGAAUCGUCUUCGCUAAUUCCUUCGACUCUGUCCGACAUCUCUGGAUCACAAACCAAUCUGCUCUCAUCUCGCGUCCCAUGUUGCACACUUUCCACAAAGUCGUCUCCUCAUCCCAGGGAUUCACCAUCGGCACAUCCCCUUGGGACGAGUCGUGCAAGAACCGCCGCAAAGCCGCUGCCACCGCCCUCAACCGGCCUGCUGUGCAAUCUUAUAUGCCACUCAUCGACCUCGAAUCCACUGUCUCGAUCAAGGAACUUCUCUCCGACAGCAAGGGCGGUGAAAUCGACCUCGACCCCCGCGCAUACUGGCAACGUUACGCCCUCAACACCUCACUGACCCUGAACUACGGCUACCGCAUUGACGGCAACAAAGAUGCGCCGCUGCUGAAGGAGAUUGUUGACGUCGAGCGCGGGGUGGGCAACUUCCGCUCCACAAGCAACAACUGGCAAGACUACGUCCCGCUGCUCCGCCUGUUCCCCAGCCAGAGCAACGAGGCUAUCAAGUUCAAGAAUAGGCGCGAUGUGUACAUGGACCGGCUACUCGCCACGCUGGAGGACAAGAUCGAGAAAGGCACAGACAAGCCCUGCAUCACCGGCAACAUCAUCAAAGAUCCCGAGGCGAAGCUCAACAGAGCCGAAAUAAAAUCAAUCUGCCUGACCAUGGUCUCCGCAGGCCUAGACACCGUCCCCGGCAACCUAAUAAUGGGCAUCGCCUACCUCGCGACCCCCGCAGGCCAAAAGAUCCAAGCGCGCGCCCACGCCGAAAUCAUGUCCGCGUACCCCUCCGGCGACGCGUGGACGCAGUGCCUGCACGAAGAGAAGAUCCCGUACAUCACCGCGCUGUACAAGGAAAUCCUGCGCUACUGGACCGUCAUCCCCAUCUGCCUGCCGCGCGUGUCGAUCAAGCCGAUUGAGUGGAACGGCGUGGUGAUUCCGCCGGGCACCACGUUCUACAUGAAUGCGUACGCUGCCGACUACGAUGCGGAGCACUUCAAGGACCCGGGUGUGUUCGAUCCGGAGCGCUACUUGAACGUGCCGGAUGGUGCGGGGACACCGCACUACGGGUAUGGUGCUGGAAGUCGAAUGUGUGUGGGCAGUCACCUGGCAAAUCGGGAGCUGUUCACGGCGUUUGUGAGGCUUAUAAGUGCGUUUGAGUUUACACCGCCCAAAGAUCCGAGGGAUGAGGCGAUCAUGGAUUGCUUGGAUGCAAACGACCUCCCUACGAGUCUGACUAUGGAGCCAAAGUACUUCAAGGUCGGCUUCAAGCCAAGGGAUCGUAAGAAGCUGGAUCAGUGGAUCAGAGAGAGCGAAGAGAGGACGAAGUACCUUAUGUAGAAGCUCGCACGAGUAAAACUUUUGGAUAUAUUGGAAAUGAUUGUAUGACUAUGUACGGGCUCCCGCAUUUUGAGAUAAUCAAAUGUGCUAUGUGUUCGAUCCAUGGGUCGGAAUAAGCUACGUGAGAUGUCAAAAC
Boeremia exigua is the source of this 2110-nucleotide messenger RNA. Its product is annotated as cytochrome P450 phenylacetate hydroxylase-like protein. The transcript is spliced from 3 exons. The record is from RefSeq and is a predicted model, not a curated record. Bases 421 to 1974 code for a protein of 517 amino acids. Lineage: Eukaryota; Fungi; Ascomycota; Dothideomycetes; Pleosporales; Didymellaceae. Gene Ontology annotation, molecular function: oxidoreductase activity, acting on paired donors, with incorporation or reduction of molecular oxygen; heme binding; iron ion binding.